Molecule: messenger RNA, 1975 nt
Organism: Anguilla rostrata (American eel)
Lineage: Eukaryota; Metazoa; Chordata; Actinopteri; Anguilliformes; Anguillidae
Product: transmembrane protein 18-like
Exons: 5
Coding region: 143-595 (150 amino acids)
Cellular component (GO): nuclear membrane
Source: RefSeq, a predicted model, not a curated record
AUUACGUGUCGUGGCGUCGGCGUCUGACGUAUCCAUUCCGCGACACAGGUGGCGUUACACAGGAGUUCCGUGAUAAGUGCAGCCGUAGCCGGUUUUGCUUGUGUUUACCUGGUACUCCGGCAGUUUGUACAGUUUUUUCACCAUGGCAGAACAGGCGCAGAACAUUAGUGCUAUUCCAACUGAUGCAAUCAGCAACAUAAAAAUCACGUCGGUUUGGACUUUUCUGCUUUCUAUCCAGUGGUCUGAAUCCUGGUUGAUCGGGUUGGGCUUGUUCCACACGCUCUGUUUCGCUGUAACUCUGGUGACGUUGCGGUUUUAUCGGGCGCAGGUGUGUCACUUCCUUCUUAUGGUGGGGAUGGUGUACUCUGCAGAGUACAUUAAUGAAGUUGCUGCUUUGAACUGGAGAUUGUUCUCCAAAUAUCAGUACUUUGAUUCCAAAGGAAUGUUCAUCUCGCUGGUGUUCUCUGCUCCUCUGCUGUGCAACACUGUUAUUAUUGUGAUGGUCUGGGUUUAUAGGACGUUUGCGACAAUGACUGAGUUGAAAUCUCUGCAAGUAAAACGGAAGGCAGCAAGGACAAAGAGAAAAACAGAAUGAAGAUCAAACAGUUUCACACGCCUGUAUAUCAGUAACAGUCCCAGAAUUACACACCAGAAUACCAGUAACAGUCCCAGCAUUACACACCAGAAUAUCAGUAACAGUCCCAGCAUUACACACCAGAAUAUCAGUAACAGUCCCAGCAUUACACACCAGAAUAUCAGUAACAGUCCCAGCAUUACACACCAGAAUAUCAGUAACAGUCCCAGCAUUACAUGCAUGUAUAUCAGUAACAGUCCCAGCAUUACAUGCAUGUAUAUCAGUAACAUUCCCAGAAUGACACGCCUGUAUAUCAGUAACAUUUCCAACACUACAUGGAUGCAGCACUAGCCUCGUACUUUCAGACCCUGCCGGUAUGAAUGGUAAGGGUCACGGUGGAUAACUGCAUAGAAACAAUGUGCACAGCUUGUGUUUGCUUGAAACAUUAAUAUACUUGAAAGGUGAGAUUUGGACCUGUCCUUUAAUGGACGGAGUCACUCAUAAUUGUGAUUUGUGUUCCUCAGCAAAGAUGACUGCUUUUUUUGUGUUUACAUGAAAGUCUAAUCUUAAUGUGUUGGUACUGUCUUGAUUAUGUGUUUCUUUUUCUGAAAUGCCAAAUGCACAAAUUGUCAGUUGUCUGUUACAACCUUUUUACCAAGAGGUAUGUAGUUUCUCUAUUUCUCUAUCAGGAUGCAGGUAUCUGUAAAGAUUCUUUUAAAUCAAGUAUUGUCCUUUACUAAAACAAACAUGUAAUUUUGUACAGGUGUGUGUUUGCGCAUGUUUGUAUUAUAUACGGAGUGUGACGGAGUGUGGCACAGUGGGUAAGGAACUGCGCUUGUAACCGAAAGGUCGCAGGUUCGAUUCCAGAGUAAGGACACUGCCGUUGUACCCUUGAGCAAGGUACUUAACCUGCAUUGCUUCAGUAUAUAUCCAGCUGUAUAAAUGGAUACAAUGUAAAGUGCUAUGUAAAAAGUUGUGUAAGUCGCUCUGGAUAAGAGCGUCUGCUAAAUGCCUGUAAUGUAAUGUAAUGUAAUAUAUAAAAUCUUUCAUUUUCAGUAUUAAUUCCUUUGGCCACAUGGUGGUGCUGUUGUGUUUGAUUAUUGGAGUGAGUCUCCAUGUCUUGCUGUGUCUGAAGUUGCUUGCGUAGCAGGUAGCCUGACACAGAGAACUCUCCCAUAUGCUGAUGGGACUUUCCAAACCUUGUAGGAGGAAAAGCAAAUGUAGUUCAUGUGAACAGCGGAGCACCUAUAAUAUGACAUAUAACAUAUUAAGUGUGUUUGUUUAGCAGGUGCCUUUUCAUACACAGAGCAGUCUGUUCACCUGGACAUUUAUAAUGGCAAACCUGUUCACCAUGGCAUUUGUAACAAUAAACAUGUUCACCAGGGCAUUUUUAACUGCAAA